Messenger RNA from Anneissia japonica, 1479 nucleotides. RefSeq lists its product as uncharacterized. NCBI's taxonomy places the organism in Eukaryota, Metazoa, Echinodermata, Crinoidea, Comatulida, Comatulidae. The transcript has 2 exons. The record is from RefSeq and is a predicted model, not a curated record. Bases 229 to 1479 code for a protein of 416 amino acids.
GUAUGCAUUGACGUGCCGCUGCCCCGGUGAUUGGUUGUAAAUGACGUCAUCUAUACGUUGCAGCCAAUCACCGGGGGAAAUCCACGCACCCUUGGAAGACCCCAUGGAGAACCCCGCACGGAGUGCGGAGAAAACCAAGAGAACGGGAGAUACACGACGAAGACCUUGAAGAUAACAUACAGACCUACUUAUCACCAAUACUUAGAGUGUUAAUUCACCCGCUAGUGAAUGAUAAUGACCGAAAAGAAGACAAGAGCCUAUGGAGGUGGGCGAGGCGGGCUCAGUCCCCUCACCACCCCCCAGGACCAGCCGUCUGGUGAGUCAGUUCCUACGGGGGCUGGCCCUCAGGCAGGCACUGAAAUGCCAGCAGCUGUGGAGUCUGGCUCCCAUGGGGGCCACCUUCCAGCCAUGGAGGGUUUGCAGAUAGGGGAGGCCGAGGACCUCCUGUUGGCAUCACCCCCUCCAUCACUCCAGGACCCCCCACUACUCCCUCAGCAAGCGUCAGAGGCCACUCUUUCCUUUUGGGAAGAUGUGACCCUGACCAAGUCAGGGCCCAUUGACGACCGUGGGGUUUUCAAGGCCAAGGUCCGUCAGGGGGAGUGGACCACCACACUUCUCAUACGUAUCGGGGACCGGGGUGAGACCCCUCUUAGCCGGGACGCCCGUUGGUACGCCAGCGACGGCCUGGGAGGGGCAAGUUGGCCCGCCACGGUGAUGGCCGGCCCGGACAAGCAGGGUAUUUACACCUGCUCGAUCCCGUGGCAGGCCACAUCGGGUAAACCAACUACCCUGGGAAUUGCCCUAAGCCGCUUUGAGGCCAAACGUCAGCCGGCCUCAGGUUUUGGAAGCUGGGAUAUCCGAUUCCAGGAUGUUCCAGUCGCAGCGGCCCGUACUCCUGCGGGAGCCGGCCCUGCAAGCUUUGCCGCUGCAGUUGCGGGUGUUGCCAUGACAGGGCCUCCAGUGCCAGUUCGGUUGUCUGCUGGCGCAAGCGCAGCAGCGGCUCCGGUGCGCCGGAACGCUGCCGACGCCACGUCGCAGUGCAGCAGCGUAACGCCUGCUGGCGCGGGUGAAGCAGCGGCUCCGGUGCGCCGGGACGCUGCCGAUGCCACGUCGCAGCGCAGCAGCGCGACCCUAUCUACAUCGGUGGGGAGUUCAGACACCGGUCGUGGGCGGGUUCUGGCACCCUCCACGGGGGGCAGGGCCAUCGGUCGAGGGUUUAUUACCUACUCGGCCGCCGGUGCUGCUCCGGCCGUGGUCGGGUCUCAGGCCCCGCCCAGGCAAGCGCCUGUUCAACUGCCGGUGGAAGAUAGGGUGACGACAGCGCUGCGAGAGGCGUAUAACAGCCUCCAACGCCUCCACAGAGCGGUCGCGGCGUCCAGAACAUUGCGACGGUUGAAGAUUAUAAUGUCCGAAUGUUUAUCGAUACCUGUCUCUUAUACACAUCUAGAUGUGUAUAAGAGACAGGGUGAUUGGUUGUAA